GAGGGGACGGGUCUCGAGUUGGACGCGCGCUCUGAUUCGUGGAGAGGGGCAAGAAGGGGGUGGGUCAGUAGUCGUUACGUCAUUCCGUUUCCGUUGGCGGCCCUGCGGCGCCUCACUUCCGCUUCCGGGUCCCCCCUUUUUCCGCUCCUUUUCGCUCACCCCCUUCUUCCCCACACUCGUCGCGGCGCUUCUUCCCGGUUCCUUCUCCGGCCGGGCUCGGGAUGGCGCCGCGGCUGCAGCUGGAGAAGGCGGCCUGGCGCUGGACGGAGACGGUGCCGCCCGAGGCCGUGACGCAGGAGCACAUCGAGGCGGCCUAUCGCAUCGGCCUGGAGCCCUGUCACCGCGGGGCCUGCCGGAGGAACUGCAGAGGAAACCCGAACUGCUUGGUGGGGAUUGGUGAGCACGUUUGGCUGGGCGAGAUUGAUGAAAACACUUUUCACAACAUUGAUGAUCCAAACUUUGAGAGGAGAAAAAAGAAUGCAUUUGUGGGCCUCACAAACCUCGGCGCCACCUGCUACGUCAACACGUUCCUGCAGAUGUGGUUCUUGAAUUUGGAGCUUCGACAGGCUCUCUAUUUGUGCCCUAUAACCCGCCCGGGAUAUGUGACGGCAGAGGGCACUGUUGCAAAUAAAGCAGAUUAUGAGCCUCAAACCAUUUGCGAGCACCUCCAGUACCUGUUCGCUUUGCUGCAGAACAGUAAGAGGCGAUACAUUGAUCCGUCGGGGUUUGUUAAAGCCCUGGGUUUGGACACAGGUCAGCAACAGGAUGCGCAGGAGUUUUCAAAGUUGUUCAUGUCUCUGUUGGAGGACACCUUGUCCUCGCAGAAAAAUCCAAACGUACGGGACAUCGUUCAGAAGCAGUUUUGCGGAGAGUACGCCUACGUCACCGUAUGUAACCAGUGUGGCCGAGAGUCCAAACUCAUCUCCAAGUUUUACGAGCUGGAGCUGAACAUCCAAGGCCAUAAGCAACUGUCGGACUGCAUCACAGAGUUCUUAAAGGAAGAGAAGCUGGAAGGGGACAACCGCUACUUCUGUGAGACCUGCCAGAGCAAACAGAAUGCCACCCGGAGGAUCCGGCUCCUCAGCCUUCCGUGUACCCUCAACCUGCAGCUGAUGCGCUUUGUGUUUGACAGGCAAACCGGACACAAGAAGAAGCUGAACACCUACCUUGAGUUCUCAGAAGUUUUGGACAUGGGGCCCUUCAUGGAAGACAAAGUAAACAACUACGUCUAUGAGCUCAGUGCAGUCCUUAUCCACCGGGGCGUGAGUGCCUACUCCGGCCAUUACAUUGCCCAUGUGAAGGACCCUCAGACGGGCGAGUGGUACCGAUUCAAUGAUGAGGAAAUUGAGAAGAUGGAGGGCAAGAAGCUGCAGCUGGGAGCAGAAGAAGAUCUAGAGCCAUCUAAAUCCCAGACUCGGAAGCCCAAGUGUGGGAAAGGGAUUUACCGCUCCCGAAACGGCUAUAUGUUGGUGUACAGGCUCCAGACGCAGGAGAAGUCGCUGAGGGUGGAAAUCCCAGCUUUCCUCCAAGAGCUCGUGGAGCGGGACAACAGCACGUUCGAGGAGUGGUGCGACGAGAUGGCCGAGAUGCGCCAGCAGAGCGUGGCCCGAGGCAAGAUCAAGCACGAGGAGGUGAAGGAGCUCUACGAGAAGUUGCCCGCCAAAGCUGGGGCCCCCUACGACUUUGUCUCCCUUGAGUGGCUGCAGCAGUGGCUGGAUGAAUCGACGCCCCCCAAACCCAUCGACAACACGGCCUGCUUGUGUUCCCAUGGCAAGUUGCACCCAGAUAAAAUCCCGGUCGUCAAGAGGGUGUCGGAAUACGUCGCUGAUUAUUUCUACAAGCGAUACGGAGGGGGGCCUCGGCUGACAGGCAAAGCGCUGUGCAGAGACUGUGUGGUGGAGCGGUGCCGAGUGCUGCGGCUCAAGAACCAGCUCAACGAGGAUUACAAGGCCGUCUCCAACUUGCUCAAAGUGGGUAUGAAGGGCGAUGAUGGGUUUUGGGUCGGGAAGUCCUCCCUGCGGAGUUGGCGGCAGCUGGCCCUGGAGCAGCUGGAUGAGGCCGAAGAGGACGGGGACCAGAGCAACGGAAAGAUGAACGGCGACGCCAAGAGCAAAGAUGAAUCCAGUGCAGAAAAGCGAGAAGAGGAGGAGCUGAAGUUCAACGAGGAUGUUGUUUGCCCUCACGGCAACCUGUGCAUUUCGGAGAAUGAGCGGAGGGUCGUUUCCAGAGAAGCCUGGGAGAAACUCCAGUGCUAUUUCCAGAACGCCCCCAAGUUCCACAGCAGCCAGGACUCCUGUUCUCAAUGCAAGAUUCUCGAGCGGGAAGGAGAAGAGAACGAAGCGCUCCAUAAAAUGAUGGCCAGCGAACAGAAGGCGUCCCUUCCGAACCUCUUCCAAGAUAAAAACCGGCCUUGCCUCAGCAGCUGGCCUGAGGAGGUGGGCGAGCUCUACGUGGUCUCAAGGUUUUUUGUAGAAGAAUGGAGGAAGUUUGUAAGGAGACCCACACGCUGCCGUCCGGUCUCCUCAGUAGGAAACCGGGAGCUCCUCUGUCCCCACGGCGGCCUGAUGUUCACCUUUGCUUCCAUGACCAAAGAAGACUCUAAACUUAUAGCUCUCCUAUGGCCCAGCGAGUGGGCGAAGAUCCAAACGCUCUUCGUGGUGGAUCACCCCGUUCGAGUCAUCCGCAGGCGGCCCCUCCAAGCGACCCCGGAAAGCCCCCUCUACAUCACGGAGCCCGAGCUGUGCUCGGACUGCCGGGAGGGCCUCUUGUGCCAGCAGCAGCGGGACCUGCGGGAGUACGCCCAGGCCACCGUCUACGUGCGGAAAGUGGUGGACAAUAAGAAGGUCAUGAAGGAGGCCGCCCCGGAGCUGAACGUGAGCAGCUCAGAGGCGGAGGAAGAGAGGGAAGAGGGCCGGCUGGAAGGGGAGCAGGAUCCGGAUUUUAACCAGGCCAACAGCAACGUGAAACGGCAGAAGGUUUCACACCCAAACUAUCUUGCGUACCAAAAGCAGGGGAUCCGGCGGAGCACGCGGCACAGGAAGGUCCGUGGGGAGAAGGCGCUCCUUGUCUCCGCGACCCAGACACUGAAAGACCUGAAGAUCCAGAUCAUGCACGCUUUCUCCGUUGCGCCGUUCGACCAGAACCUGUCCAUCGAUGGCACGAUCCUGACCGACGACUCAGCCACCCUCGGCAGCCUCGGGGUCACUCCAGAGUCUGUAGUUUUAUUAAAGGCUGACGAACCCAUUGUGGACUACACGGCCAUAGAUGACGUUAUGCAAGUCUGUAUGCCUGAAGAAGGAUUUAAAGGGACUGGCCUCCUCGGACAUUAACCUUUGGAUCGCCGCGAACCACAGACAUCACCAGAAGGAGGGGAGCCGAGUCGAGGGUCUAAGCGGGGCAUCUCAGGACUGGUGGACCUCUGAGGCCAGCCAUUUGGCCUUCCCAGGG
Messenger RNA from Pogona vitticeps (central bearded dragon), 3447 nucleotides. RefSeq names its product ubiquitin specific peptidase 48 (gene USP48). Gene Ontology annotation, biological process: protein deubiquitination. Gene Ontology annotation, molecular function: protein binding; cysteine-type endopeptidase activity; cysteine-type deubiquitinase activity. The record is from RefSeq and is a predicted model, not a curated record. Gene Ontology annotation, cellular component: nucleus; cytosol. Lineage: Eukaryota; Metazoa; Chordata; Lepidosauria; Squamata; Agamidae.